AUGGGGCUUCUUGCGCUUACAUCACAGCUGCUGCUAGCUACAGCGACUGUCUCCGCCAAAUGGAUUGUUCCUGGCGCGCGCUGGAGAGAUACCGCGGGUAAUUUAGUGAACGCACAUGCUGGUGGCGUCACUGUGGACCAGGAAACGGGCAAGUUCUUCUUGUUCGGGGAGUACAAGAUAGAGGGCCAGGUGGAAGGCGGUGGUGUCAGUGUCUACAGCUCCGAUGAUCUUGCAACGUGGGAACACCAUGGGCAAGCAUUGAAUCCAAUUGAGGGACACCCUUACAUCUCUAAGCAUGACAUCAUUCAACGGCCAAAAGUAGUGUACAGCAAGGGCACUGGAAAGUAUCAUAUGUGGUGGCACGCCGACAAUUCCACUUACGGUGAACUUCUCCAAGGGUUCGCUCAAGCAGACAACAUCACGGGGCCGUACAGCUUCGUCGAUGCCAUCUCCCCUCUUGGAAACUGGUCGCAGGACUUUGGUCUUUUUGUCGACUACAAAGAUGGGCGGGCAUAUUCGCUAUACUCAAACGGCGAUCGCAGAGACGGACGCGAUGUUUACUUCACCUCCUUCAACGAGAACAUCACGGGGCUUGACAAAGUCGUACAUCGAUUCGACAAGUAUGAUCUUGAGGCGCCUACGAUCAUUCAGACAGACAAGAGCUACUUUGCUCUCAUGUCCCACAAGACGGGAUACAGGCCCAAUAAUGUCGUUGCUUUCCGCGCCGACUCACUCAGCGGACCAUGGUCGCAACCCUUUAUCGUCUCUCCACUGAACACACGUACUUUCAACUCGCAAUCCGGCUUCUCGCUUCGAAUCAACGGCACCAAGAAAACCACACAUCUGUAUUUGGGUGAUCAGUGGGACUCCAUCUCAUUGUGGGAGUCGCGUUACAUCUGGUUACCCGUUGACAUCAACGAGAAGAAGAAGUCUCUCGAAGUGAACUGGCACGAUGUCUACGACCUAGACGUCAAGACCGGGGAGGUCACACCCAUCAAAGGGAAAUCCUACUACGGUAAAGAUGCCACGACCACAGGCAACGCCUUCAAGCAAGAAGCCACAUUCGGCAGUCACGGAGUCAUCGUUACGGGCAUCUACGGCAACGACAGCAAAGUCACCUUCUCUGGCAUCGAAGGCAGCGGAAAGCCGCAAUGGGUGUCGUUUUACUACCAGAACACGGAUGAUAUGGGCUUCGGCGACCAGCCUGGCGGAUCGCCUGAUCGCAUCAACGGAACGUGGCAACUGCGUCGCAUCUCGAGCGUCAUUGUCAAUAAUAAGGUGGAAGAGCUGGAGACACUGUACCAGAGAGAUACGCACAAGGGCAUUAUCUUGAGCACGCCUUUGCAGUUGAAGCUUGAGAAGGGUCGCAACAACACGAUUACGAUUGGAGGACUGAAUAAUGGGAAGGAUGUCAAGGGUGCGGAUAUUGAUAAGAUCGUUGUAUUCGACCCUGAGAAGUAG
This is a messenger RNA of Cucurbitaria berberidis CBS 394.84, 1461 nucleotides long. Its product is annotated as carbohydrate-binding module family 35 protein. Bases 1 to 1461 code for a protein of 486 amino acids. Lineage: Eukaryota; Fungi; Ascomycota; Dothideomycetes; Pleosporales; Cucurbitariaceae. Gene Ontology annotation, molecular function: hydrolase activity, hydrolyzing O-glycosyl compounds. The transcript is spliced from 3 exons. Gene Ontology annotation, biological process: carbohydrate metabolic process. The record is from RefSeq and is a predicted model, not a curated record.